GGAGCCUUUGAAAAGCCGUGGGCCCUCCCACCGCUAUUGUGCGGGGGAAGAUGUAGCAGCCUCUUCUCCGAACCACCCCUUUGCCUCCGGACUUCUCUGGGGCCAGCAGCCGCCCGACCUGGGGCCCGGGGCCACGGGCUCAGCCGACGACCAUGGGCUCGGUGUCUAACCAGCAGUUUGCAGGUGGCUGCGCCAAGGCAGCGGAGAAGGCGCCCGAGGAGGCGCCGGCUGACGCGGCCCGGGCGGCAGAGGAGCCGCAGCUGCUGCACGGGGCCGGCAUCUGUAAGUGGUUCAACGUGCGCAUGGGGUUCGGCUUCCUGUCCAUGACCGCCCGCGCCGGGGUCGCGCUCGACCCCCCAGUGGACGUCUUUGUGCACCAGAGUAAGCUGCACAUGGAGGGUUUCCGGAGCCUCAAGGAGGGUGAGGCAGUAGAAUUCACCUUUAAGAAGUCCGCCAAGGGUCUGGAAUCCAUCCGUGUUACCGGCCCUGGUGGGGUGUUCUGCAUUGGGAGCGAGCGGCGGCCAAAGGGGAAGAACACACAGAAACGAAGAUCCAAAGGAGACAGGUGCUAUAACUGUGGUGGUCUAGACCACCAUGCCAAGGAAUGCAAGCUGCCACCACAGCCCAAGAAGUGCCACUUCUGCCAAAGCAUCAACCAUAUGGUGGCCUCAUGUCCACUGAAGGCCCAGCAGGUCCCCACUUCUCAGGGAAAGCCUGCCUACUUCCGGGAGGAGGAAGAAGAGAUCCACAGCCCUGCCUUGCUCCCAGAAGCCCAGAAUUGAGGCACCAGAGCCGGGGCUAUUCUUUUGCUAUUGGGGAGUUUCAAGGAGAAGGCAUCAAUCGGCAGAGUGGAGAAAGUGGGGAUAGGGUGGGUUGUGGGUAGCUGGCACUGCCAUAUGUCUCAGGCCGGGGUUCCCAGUAUCACCCUGUCUUCCCUUGGUGGGGGGGAAGGGGGGCAAUGGAAACUCCAACCAUGCUUUAUCUAAAUGCAAGUGAAGGCUUUCGUGGGGAACUACCCUAGAACCUGCAUGCAUUAGCUGAGGCUUUAACCUAAAAUGACAUGUCUUUGAAAGUGGCUGGGAUAGGCAAGCUCUUCUGUAGAAGGCUGUGUGAUAGUUCCCUUGCCAGACAGGGUGUGAAACAAGUGUAAAACCACAUUAAUGAACCUACCCACCAGCUACUCUAUUCCGUGGGAGGGACGCAAGGUUUUUUUCACAUCUUGCUUAUUCAUAACCCAGUCCUGGGAUGUGGUGCUGGGAACGGUAUCUGUCUUCUGCUGUUACUACCUCACUCCCAGCGCUUUCUGGGCCAAUGUGACUUUAAUUUAUUUGCUCCCUUGGGUAACUGCACCUUGGGUCCCACUUUCUCCAGGAUGCCAACUGCACUAUCUGUGUGCGAAUGACGUAUCUUGUGCGUUUUAAUUUUUUUUUCUUAAUAUAAAUAAUCAGUUUGUAUUUUUGUAUAUUUUAAGCUAAGGCCCUCAUUCCUGCACUGUGUUCUCAGGUACACGAGCAAUCUCAGGGAUAAUAAGUCCACAAGCAGCUCCAGGCCUGCACAGCAGGAAAACUUUUUGUUUUGAUCACCAUGGAGACCAACCAUUUGGAAUGCACAGCCUAUUGAACUACCUCAUUUUUGCCAAUUACAGAUGGCUUUUCUGCCAUAUAGUCCUUAAAACCUUUGUCCACCUUAAAAUGUUUCACAGGAGGCUAGGUUUUAAUUAAGCUACCCAUGACUUGAUCCCAUUUUUUUGGCAAAAGAUAGGGAGUUAGUCUAAACAGGAAAAGAUGGUACAGAGAUGUCAAAAGGCUGGGCCAGGUGAAAGCCACAAGAGUAAUUUUUCAUCCCAAAUCCAUCCUUCACCAGAUUAGUCAAAGCCUGCCAUACACAGCAGGGUGUGAGUGUGUGUUUGUGUGUGUGUGUUGGUUUUUUUUUAAUGCAAAUUAAUGAGGAUGAGGUUUUUUUAUUUGUUUUUAGAUACUGGGAUUGAACCUAGGGCCUCAUUCAUGCUAGAACAUAUUCUGCCACUGAGUUCUCCUGGUAAAGAUACAAUUUAAGACCAACACCCUUAUUCCCACACUGUGCUGUCUAGGGAUGUCCUAGC
This is a messenger RNA of Phodopus roborovskii (desert hamster), 2101 nucleotides long. It is a transcript of the gene Lin28a, whose product is annotated as lin-28 homolog A. The record is from RefSeq and is a predicted model, not a curated record. The transcript is spliced from 4 exons. NCBI's taxonomy places the organism in Eukaryota, Metazoa, Chordata, Mammalia, Rodentia, Cricetidae. Bases 153 to 782 code for a protein of 209 amino acids. Gene Ontology annotation, molecular function: zinc ion binding; nucleic acid binding.